This is a messenger RNA of Triticum urartu, 922 nucleotides long. The record is from RefSeq and is a predicted model, not a curated record. NCBI's taxonomy places the organism in Eukaryota, Viridiplantae, Streptophyta, Magnoliopsida, Poales, Poaceae.
CCCGACCCCGAUCCACCUCUGCCGCCGCACCCACUGCACUCAACCACCACGCGGCCGGUGUCCCUCCUCCCCUGCGACCUGGCGCCUACAAGAUCUCGGCAUCCUACGCUGCCCGCCGCCCCACCCUCGCCAGCAAUGGCGCCGAACCGAGCCUGCCACCCCACCUUCGACCAGAGACGGUGCCAAACCGCUGGAGCUGCCUCCACCGACCACCGGAGUCGGGGCGCCAAAUGACUCGCCGCCCACUGUUCGUCGGCAAUGGCUCCCCAGUCUGGCCCCUACCUCCAGACACCACGUGUUCUCCCCCACCUUUACUCAUAGCUACAGCACCGACCGUCUCCUACCGCCGAUCUGGUUGCUAACCACAGCCACCCACCGCCAGAUGCAUCGCAACACCGGCAGAUCCACGCCGCUCCUCCGUCUAUCAGCUAAUGCCCCGACCCGUCGUGCUACACACCUCCUCCUCGCGCAUGUGUCAACAAAACAAGUUGGUUGCUGAAGUCCACUUCAUGCAACAACAGCAGGACGACUCCUCCAGUACGGUAGGCUCCUCCAUCCCUGAGCGCGACGCGUCCAUGACUGCGUCCACCCUCACGUUCCCUGCUCCAUCCCUUCUCUCCUCUAUGUGGCGACUGUGUGGGCGCUCGUCCUCUUCGAAGGCUACAACUAUUUUCUCUCUGAACACUUCUGGGGACCAAAAGAAGUGUGGUCGUGUGGCAGUCAUGAAGCGGCCGCCGGCGAGGAUCAAUGGCACUCUAGGGUGCACUUCAAAGUGUCCGUGUUAAUGCCUCAAUGAAAAUUGUUUUGUGUAGUUUUGUAUUUCAGUGCAAGCACACUUGACUCCAUGAAACCUCCCAUGACCAGCUGAUUUGUCUUUGUGUUCGACCUACAUAAGCUACUUUUAUUUGUAUCUAAAGCAGAA